AGAUAAGAGAGAGAGGAGAGAGGGAGAGUGUGUGUGUGCGUGGAAGAGAGAGAGAGAAGAGAGAGGAGAGGGAGAGGACACGCACUCUAAAGCAGCUACUUUUUUUUCCUCCCCUUCUCUUUCCCCCCAUCCCAGGAUCCAAUGAUAGCUGGACAAGUCAGUAAGCCCUCGCUGUCAGCGCGGAGUGAAAUGAAUGCGGAGUUGAGAGGUGAAGACAAGGCUGAUACUUCAGACAGCGAGCUGAAUGAGUCCCUGCUUGCGCCUGUGGAAUCAAAUGACAACGAGGACACUCCCAGCAAGCUCUUCGGGGCCAGAGGCAACGCAGCACUGUCAGAUCCAGGCUCUCCCGAGCAACACCCAGCCAGUCAGACCCACCCUCCAUUUCCUGUUGGGCCACAGCCGCUUCUGACGGCCCAGCAGCUCGCCUCUGCUGUGGCUGGCGUGAUGCCUGGAGGCCCCCCAGCCCUCAACCAGCCCAUCCUCAUCCCAUUCAACAUGGCCGGACAGCUCGGGGGCCAACAGGGACUGGUCCUCACACUGCCCACAGCGAAUCUCACCAACAUCCAAGGACUGGUAGCAGCAGCUGCAGCUGGAGGCAUCAUGACUCUACCAUUGCAAAAUCUACAAGCUACCUCAUCCCUGAACUCCCAAUUGCAACAGCUUCAGCAGCUCCAACAGCUUCAGCAACAGCAGCAGCAGCAGCAGCAGCAGCCCACUGCACCACCAACCAACCAGCAGCCCCAGCAGCCCCAGCCCGCACCCCAGGCCCCGCAGCCACUACCCGCCUCCCAGCCUCCGGCAGCUCCCGCAUCCCAGCUGCUACAGGCCCCACAGUCGCAGCCGCCGCAGCACCAGCCCCACUCCCAGCCCCAGAACCAGAGCCAGUCACCUCCAACCCACCAGAGCUCCAGCCCCCCGCAGAAGCCCAGCCAGUCUCCGGGCCACGGCCUUCCGUCUCCGCUCACGCCUCCCACCCCUCUGCAGCUGGUUAAUAAUCCUCUAGCAAGUCAGGCCGCAGCGGCUGCAGCCAUGGGCUCCCUAGCAAGCUCCCAGGCCUUUGGCAAUGCCCUCUCCAGCCUUCAGGGGGUCACGGGUCAACUAGUUACUAAUGCACAAGGACAGAUUAUUGGGACCAUUCCACUGAUGCCUAAUCCAGGGCCUUCGAGCCAAGCAACGAGCGGCACUCAGGGCCUUCAAGUACAGCCUAUCACCCCCCAGCUCCUGACAAAUGCCCAGGGCCAGAUCAUCGCCACAGUCAUCGGGAACCAGAUCCUGCCUGUGAUCAACACCCAGGGCAUCACACUCUCCCCCAUCAAACCAGGCCAGCAGCUCCACCAACCCUCCCAGACGUCAGUGGGUCAAGGAGCCUCCCAAGGGACCCUCCUGCACCUGGCUCACAGCCAAGCAUCUAUGUCUCAAAGUCCUGUCCGACAGCCUUCCUCCUCUUCCUCCUCAUCCUCCUCUUCUUCAGCUUUGAGCGUGGGCCAGUUAGUCAGCAAUCCUCAAACGGCAGCGGGUGAGGUGGAUGGGGUUAAUCUGGAGGAGAUCCGAGAAUUUGCCAAAGCUUUUAAAAUCCGGCGCCUGUCCCUUGGCCUGACCCAGACUCAGGUGGGACAAGCUCUCAGUGCCACAGAGGGGCCCGCAUACAGCCAGUCGGCCAUCUGCAGACACACCAUCCUGAGAAGCCACUUUUUCCUACCACAGGAAGCCCAAGAGAACACUAUAGCUAGCAGUCUCACAGCCAAACUGAACCCUGGCCUUUUGUAUCCUGCCAGGUUUGAAAAGCUGGACAUCACCCCUAAAAGUGCCCAGAAGAUCAAGCCGGUGCUUGAGCGGUGGAUGGCUGAGGCUGAGGCCCGCCAUCGAGCCGGGAUGCAGAACCUCACCGAGUUUAUCGGGAGUGAACCGUCCAAAAAGCGCAAGCGGCGCACCUCCUUCACACCCCAGGCCCUUGAGAUCCUCAAUGCCCACUUUGAGAAGAACACACACCCCUCUGGGCAGGAAAUGACCGAAAUUGCUGAGAAGCUGAACUAUGACCGGGAGGUAGUUAGAGUUUGGUUCUGCAAUAAGAGGCAAGCCCUGAAGAACACAAUCAAACGCUUAAAACAGCACGAGCCGGCCACCGCAGUCCCGCUCGAGCCCCUAACGGACUCUCUGGAAGAAAACUCCUAAAGACAGGCCCGUGCAUUGCAGACCCGAGAUCCACAGAAACUAAAUGCCACCCUUGGGGACUCCACCCAAACAGAAAGAAAGCAAAAGAAGCAAGAAUUAAAUUUAAAAACACCCCCUGUGAUCAUCACCCUUGUAUGUAAAAGACAAACCACCAAAUGGACAGAACAAUUUCUACAGGUCCGUUGGUUUCCCAACAAGAAAAAAAAAAUACAAGAAAAAAUUUUGGGAAAGUUUUUAAAGAAGGAAUACACCCCACAGAAGGUGUGCGUGGUAGGCUAGUUCCCUCCCCCCACCUGUCUCCCCAAAGCCAGUUUUUUAAAAGAAAACCAAAUAACCACAUACUUUUUUCUGUAUAUUAUGAAAAUGUGAACACAUUUUAAGGAAAAAGAAAAAGAAAAACUAAACUGAACAAAAAGAAAAAAAAGAGAAAGAAAAAGAAAAGAAAAAAAAAAUAUCAACAAAAACUUGUAUCUGUUCAAAGUGAAUACAAGCCUGCCACCUGCAGGAGGGUCUGUAUCCUGCCGGGUUCUAAGUGCUGAUUCACUAUGAAACCUAUUAACCAAAGUCAAAAAUAUGGCAUUGCAAACGCAAUCGUUCGUCUACUCUUUCUUCUCUGCGUGUAAAGUUGUGUUACGGAUUUUUACAUUUGUACUAACGGAAAAAUAGGAAGCCUGAUUUCUGCCAUCUUUCCCCCAUCUCCUGUCUCCCCAACAGGGUGGGUGCCGUCAAAGUCAUUCUGUGAGGCUCACUAUUGGUUCUGUGUAUUUUUUUUCCGUUCUUGUUGCGGUUUGUUUAAAGGUGGGGAGAGGGGGGCAUCCUGGAUCCUGUGCCAAAACACUGGUUGCUUUCUUCUCACUAAGACUUGUGGGUUUGAGAAACGGAGCUCGCCUUUCCCCGUUCAUCUCCCAUUUCUCCCUGGCACAUGGGGUUGCUGGACAGCAGUGGCUUUUCCACUACUGACAUGCAGGAGAGACUCCCCAGCAACUCGGGCUUUGCUGAGUGAACUGUUAACGCCGCCUUAAGCUCUAAUCAUGCUCACUGUCCACAACAGAGCUUGGGAUUUUGCUCAGUCUGCUGGCCACAUACAUGAAGAGCUGACCAAAAUGAAUUUUGUAAUAUAAACAUAAGCUGCAUAUUUGGUUCAGUACUUACAUUUUGUUAUGCUUCUGUGCAAAGCAAUUUCUCUCAAAAGUCUGAUAGCCAAAGAAAUGUCUCCAGAUUUCAGUCAAAAUACACACAGGCAUGCACACACCCGUAUCCACUCGCACGAAGAAACAGGUCACAAAGAAAGUGGUAGCAACCAGGUCCUUAAGACCCAUCGAGUAUCCUGUUAAUCCUUUUCUGCUAGUGCUUACAUCUGACAGCAAUGGCAGACUUUUGGGGGAGGAAUCUGUUCUUGGGAUAUAUACAGGAAGCAAAAAAGUGAUAGGCAAAUUUAAGCAGUUGGAUUUGGGCCUGGAAUUAGGUUCUAAGGACUAAGAAAUUUUAACAGUGAAGGGUCUCCACUGAAAGAUACAUAUAUAGAAGUAGCUCAUGUACCACAUCAGAAUAGCCUUCACUAUAAGAAUCAGGGGGUUCGCUCAUUUUAAAAAUGACUUCCUCAGAAGAUCUGUGGGUCAUAGUAGCCAAAGGAGCCCAAAGAUUGUGCAGGGAUUUAAAGACAGCUGUUGAGGGCCACAGCUGGAAUUGGCACCUGAUGUUCUCACCCAGGUGGAGCAGAAGGUGUUCCAUCAAAGAAAAGGGCAAAAAUAAUUGUCAAUUUGCUUGCUGUUGAACUGUAAAUAUCUAUGAGUAAUUAAUUAACAACCAUGCUCAUGUAUUAUCUGGAGAUAAAUUGUGAAAGGGAGAAAGAAAACCCACCCCAAGUUGCCCACUUUAUUAGAAAUUCCGUCUCCUUCCCCCAACUCCGUCCCUCCCCUCAGGGCUUCUGGUUGCUUCUUCUUGUGGCCCCUUGACACAUUGCAUACCUGAGCCCGCAUAACUGCCCCGUAAGAUGAUCUGUGCAACAGUCAGGAGACCCCAAGGAAAAUCUUUUUAAAAUCCUGGAAGUGGAAUCAGUUGCUUGUAAAACUGUUUCUACUUCACCGUCUGAUGCUAACCGGACCACACCCUUCCUGAUCCAUGCCAACUGCAUCAUGGUACCCAUUUCGCCACCUCAUAAACUGCACCAGUACCAACAACUCAGAAACCCACAACUUUAUUGAUUAAAAACAGAUUUUGUAUUCUCCUAGGACCUGUUCCAAAUUCCAUCAAGAAAAGCUCCCCAGGAAGAGAAGUUAACAAGAUAACAUAUGACGGAUGCUAAAUGUUUAAAUAUAUGCCGGCAGCUGUUACAUAAGGCCUGCACAGCCCUGAGAUCUAUAAUUGGGAGGGAAUAAGUAGGGCAGUGGAAACACAAAAGCAAUCGUCUGGAGUGGAACAAAAAAAGAAAUAUAUUCAUCCCACAGUCAUGAAACCAUUCACGUGCGGUGAUUUUUUUUAAAGUUUUAUAAUUUUGUAUUGUUUUUUAAAUUAUUUAUAAAGUGUUGUAAUGCUUCUUAUAUUAAUUUUUUACAGAUAAAUUUUUUGCUACAAGGCAUAAAAAGGUGCCUGAACAGAUUCUUAGAAAUAUAAAUUGUAUCAUGUAAUGCACCAGUCUUCAGGACCACACCUAUCACUUAAUUUUAUUAUGACCUGUCUGAUUUCCACUUGUAAACAACUUCAUAUGCCAAACAUCAUUUACGUGUCUUUUAUGUUUCUGUGAACUGAAGGUUAAGGUUGCCACCACCAACAACAAAAAAUGAAUAAAAGCCACUUUGGGCAUAUGCGAUUGUACUUCAAGCUUCAAUAUUUCCUUCACAAAUUUUUAAGUCAUUGUCAUUUUCGUUUUGUUUGUGAUUCGAUAGAAAACGUCAGUGGAUGUUGUAUUCCACACUUGUUUGUGGGAAUUUUUUCUUUGUCAGCCAAAAGAAAUAUUUUGAACAGUUAAAAGCUUCAUAAGCAUUUUCAGGGUUUGGGUUUUUUACAUUGUAAUCACACAGACACACAGGCACACAACACAACACGAAAGAGUGAACACACAAGCAAAAGGAGCUAGGAAAAACAGAACAAGUAGAGGCGUGUCAAAGAACUCAAGCUAUAACCAAAAAGAAAUCGUAAAUUGCCUUUGUUCAUCUUCUCUAUGCUGGACCAAAGCUCAGUAUUUGUAGGUAUAUGCACAGUGUAUAGAUAUGGCUAAAUGUUGCUGACAAUCUCGCAAUACUAAACUGUUCCUAUUUUAUGAAGAAGGAAAAAUAAAAGGAAUACAAACUGUUCAUCAGUGUUUUACCUCAGCACUCUGCUUGUCCUCGGUCAAUGACCAAGCAUAAACAAAAAGAAAAUCGAUUUUCAUUUCCAUGUUCAACUGUAAGACCUGUUUGGAAAAUAUUUUGUAACGAGCUUUUUUGUCACGUGAUUCGUUGCCUUCAACUUGAAAUUAUGUGAGGCACAUUGGUUUAUCUGUUAAGGAGGUGAAUUUAUUUUUUCUCUUUCUUUUCUGUUGGUUUUUGUUGUUGUUAUUGAUGUUGUUUAUUUAUUUGUUUUUUUGUCCUAUGUGCUGUGAUCUAGACUGGUCACCAGGGUCACUUAGGAGGCACCACAAGAGUUCUGCUUCUCCACGCCUGGAGCAGGCAGCAGGAGGGAGGGUAGAGAAACAGACUGGGUUGUUCCGGAAAAACCAUCGUGACGAGAAGUUGACAUGAGAGACUUGUGACCAAGAAGCCAAACUGGAUAUUUCAAAGCUCCUUACUUGCUCUGACAUUGAAACCAAAGCUGAUUUAUCUGCACAGGUUGCUUAAUGUUUAAAAAAAUAACUGUACUUAAUCUAGAGCAAUAUCUGUAUGGUUGGUAAAACUGCACUUUGUGUUUUUCUUAACAGCUUCAGAUCUGUCACUUUUAAUUUGUACCAUAAAAAAUAAAGAAUUGUUUGACAUGA
This is a messenger RNA of Cavia porcellus (domestic guinea pig), 6124 nucleotides long. It is a transcript of the gene Pou6f2, whose product is annotated as POU class 6 homeobox 2. Gene Ontology annotation, biological process: regulation of transcription by RNA polymerase II. The record is from RefSeq and is a predicted model, not a curated record. NCBI's taxonomy places the organism in Eukaryota, Metazoa, Chordata, Mammalia, Rodentia, Caviidae. The coding region runs from base 142 to 2172 and encodes 676 amino acids. The transcript has 9 exons. Gene Ontology annotation, molecular function: RNA polymerase II cis-regulatory region sequence-specific DNA binding; DNA-binding transcription factor activity, RNA polymerase II-specific.